Molecule: messenger RNA, 2540 nt
Organism: Danio rerio (zebrafish)
Lineage: Eukaryota; Metazoa; Chordata; Actinopteri; Cypriniformes; Danionidae
Source: RefSeq, a predicted model, not a curated record
UGUGUUCAGAGGGUGGGGUUUGUUUAGUUAGAAGGUGGUCCUUUCCUCGGCCACACAUGAAAGCUAUAAGACAGCCGGAGCUCCUUGAGAGUGUGUGAGACACAGACUGCUGUGUGGAGUGUGAUGAUGAUGAUGAUGAUGAUGAAGAUGUGCACUCGCGAGUGUGUGACUGCAGGUCUGCUGUUCUUUAUGUGUGUGUGUCUGAAUCAGCAGAUGCUGGAGGCCUGCAGCUGCGCGUCUGCACAUCCACAACAGCUCUUCUGCAGCGCUGACGCAGUGCUGCGGGCAGAGAUAACCGGAGAGAAGAUCAGGCGCAGAGAAGACAUUAACCCGAUGUACGGCCUGGGGAAAAUACAGUAUGAGGUGCAGGUGAUCAAGGUGUUCAAGGGCUCGGACAGGAUAAAAGACCUCCAGCAUGUCUACACGCAUGAGAUGUCUUCAAUGUGCGGGAUCAGACUGAACCGUGGCCAGUAUCUGCUCUCAGGAAGUAUGAUGUCUGAGGGAUUCUUUGUCACACUGUGUGACUUUGUUGAGCACUGGGACAGACUCUCCUUAACGCAGAAGAAAAACCUCAAAUACAGAUAUCAGAUGGGCUGUAACUGCACGAUAUCCAUCUGCACUGAACAGCCCUGUCACCCCAAGGUAAAAAACGAGUGUAUCCUGACAGACUGGUCAUCCUUGUGGCCAUUUGAGGAUGGAGAACCAGUUCAUGAAUAUGCCUGCAUCCGACACAGUGAUGGCUCCUGCAGCUGGCAUGAAGGAGGAACAUCCGUACCUUCUGAAAAAAACACCACAGACAUUUCUGAAGGCUGAGAAUGUAGAAAUGAAUACCCAAAAAUCAGCUCUAUCUUACAGACACUCAGAACACCUUAGCAACCUCUUACUUGGCUAACCUAACAACCAAAUAACUAUUCUAGUCACUUUGAAAGCACUCCAGUCACUACCAGAAAACUCGUCAUUACCAGAACCCUCCAGUCACUACCAGAAAACUCGUCAAUACCAAAACACUAGUCACUACCAGAACACACCAGUCUCUACCAGAACAAUCAUCACUACCAGAACACUCUAAUCACUACCAGAACACACAAGUCAAUACUAGAACUCACCAGUCACUACCAAAACACUUCAGUCAUUACCAGAACACUCAUCACUAGCAGAACACUCCAGUACCAGAACACUCCAGUCACUACCCGAACAUAUCAGUCACUACCAGAAAACUCGUCACUACCAAAACACUUAAUACUACCAAAACACACUAGUCAAUACCAAAACACUCCAGUUACUACCAGAACACUUGUCACUACCAGAACACUCCAGUUCCAAGACUUUAGUCAUUCCCAGAACACUUGUCACUGAACUUUCCAGUCACUACCAGAACACACCACUCACUACCAGAUCACUUGUCACUACCAGAACCCUUGUCACUACCAGAACACUCCAGUCACUACCAUAACACACCAGUCAUUACCAGAACACUUCAGUCAUUAUCAGAACCCUCGUCACUACCAGAACACUCCAGUCACUACCAUAACACACCAGUCAUUACCAGAACACUUCAGUCAUCAUCAGAACACUCGUCACUACCAGAAUACUCCAGUCACUACCAGACAACUUGUCAUUACCAGAAGACUAGUUAUUCCCAAAACACUUGUUACUAUCAGAACACUUGUCACUACCAGAACACUCCAGUCACUACCACAAAACUUGUCACUACCAGAACACACCAGUCACUACCCAAACACUCAUCACUACCAGAACACACACUAGUCAUUACCAGAACACACUGGUCACUACCAGAAUGCUCAUCACUACCAGAACACUCCAGUACCAGAACACACAAGUUACUACCAGAACACAUCAGUCACUACCUGAACACACAAGUAACUGCCAAACAACCAUGCAGAACACUCCAGUCAUUACCAGAACAUUUGUCACUUACCAGAACACUUCAGUACCAGAACCCUUCAGUCACCACCCAGAACACUCCAGUCACUAUCAGAACACUUGUCACUGCCAGAACACUUCAGUACCAGAACACUUCAGUCACCACCCAGAACACUUCAGUCAUUACCAGAACACACCAGUCACUACCAUAACACUAGUCACUAUAAGAACACACCAGUCACUACCAUAACACUAGUCACUACCAGAACACACCAGUCAGUACCAGAACACUUGUCACUACCAGAACACACCAAUUGCUACAAGAAAACACAACUACCAUUAAACCACCCAGAACUCUCCAGUCACUAAGACACCUUAGCAGCCACCUAAGAACCCAUCACACUUUAUCAACAAGCAACCACUCUGAUCUUCAUAGCAACCUCCUGAUGAAGGCAUGUUUCAUGAUGUAUUUUUCUGACAUGUACAGUUAGCCAGUGCUCUUAACAUACAGCAGUAGUUUUAGUUGACUGUCUAACCAAUGAUUUGCAUUAUAGUUGUCUGUAUUUGAUUAUUAUUGAUUUUAUUCGUCAACGCAACAUAUCUUUUCUGAUUUAAUUUUCUAUUUCAAAAGGAAUAAAGAUUAAAAACUGCAAUUU